Messenger RNA from Cryptomeria japonica (Japanese cedar), 2571 nucleotides. RefSeq lists its product as uncharacterized. Lineage: Eukaryota; Viridiplantae; Streptophyta; Pinopsida; Cupressales; Cupressaceae. The record is from RefSeq and is a predicted model, not a curated record. The coding region runs from base 1 to 2571 and encodes 856 amino acids. The transcript has a single exon.
AUGGGUGAACCAUUGGAAAAUGAACUUAGAACAUUCAUGGAAAACAAUGAUAGAAAAACUCAAGCUCUAAUGGAGCAAAAUGAAAAAACAAGUCAGGCUUUUCUUCAAGCCUUACAAGAUAUGAAUACUACCAUGAACACUCUUAGAAAUCAUUCCAAUGGCAGAGAAGAAAAUUCUAAUCAUUCUGAAAACACUCAUAAUACAUCUUCCAGCUGCAGAAUACAAAAACCCAAUUUCCUACCUAGAGAGGGAAAUAAUAGGGAAGAAACAAAUAACUCCUCCAUGAAUAAUACAGAAGAAAUAGCCAUGGCCUAUGCUAAAUUAGGGCCAGAAGUAAGAGAGAUUGUAUCUUUUAGGGAGUUUUGUGAAGCAAAGAAAAAUGAGACCCCUAGGAGAAAACCAUUUAGCAGGGAUCUAAAACACAAAGUAAAUAAACUAUCAAUACCUAACUUUGAUGGCUCCGGAAAAAUAUCAGCCCAAGCAUGGAUACAAAAACUUAAUACAUACUUAAAUCUCAACCCCAUGACAGAAAAUGAUGCAGUUCAAUUUGCCAUUUUACACCUAGAAGGUUUAGCCCAUGAGUGGUGGUAUCAUGGCACCCUCACACAAGGUCAUGAUGGUAUAACUACAUAUGACGAGUUCACUCAGAAACUCAUUAAGAGAUUUGAGAGGAAACACCCACAAAAAGAUUUCAAAGAAUUAACCCUCUUAAGACAAAGGGGAACAGUGGAGGAAUACAUCACUGAAUUUCAAAAAAUUUCCAUAAGGGUCUCAGGAGUGGAUGAGGACAGGCUCACCUAUCUUUUUGUGGAGGGACUCAAAGACUCCAUUAAAGGAUUGAUGAGAGCAUUAAAACCUCCUACUCUAGACGAUGCCAUAGAUAAAGCAUUGGGCCUAGAAGACACUUCAACUUGGGAGAAACCCUCCAAAACAUUCACUAAAAAUACACAUACUAAAGAAUGGCCUAGGAAGGGAAACACCUUUAAAGAAAGGGAAGAGAGUAAAAGAAAGAACGUAUGUUACCAUUGUCAUGAGAAAUGGGAAUAUGGUCACAGUUGCAAAGAAGGAAAUGAAAUAGAUAUGCUUAAGAAAAAAUGGCUAUGCUUUAAGUGCAAAGAAAAGUGGCAACCGGGUCACAUAUGUGGGAGGAAGAGCCAAGCCCACAACUUGGAAGCCUUAUCUAGUGAUGAGGAAGAAGAACUCAAUGAACCCCCAAGCAAAAGAGGAAAAAUUACUGAAGAUGUGCAAGUAUCAUUAGCCGCAAUUUCCGUAGCUUCAAAACACCAUCCAUUCAGAAUCAAAAGUAUGAUCAAAGGGAAAAGAGUAAUUGCGCUCCUGGAUAGCGGGGCUACCCACAACUUUAUUGAUAAAAGUUUGGUAAAAAGAUUGAAGCUGACAACACAAGAGUUUAAGGGUUUCCAAGUAGCUCUUGCAGACGGAUCCACUUCCUCAUGUAACAAAAAAAUCCCUCAAUUAAACAUAACAUUAGGGAAACACCCUACCAAAGAAGAUUUUUAUGUGGUAGAGUUAGGGGAUUCAGAUGUAAUCCUAGGAAUUCCAUGGAUACAUUCCUUGGGAAGAUUCUACCUCGAUCACCCCAAAUUGGAGUUAUGUUUCACUCAAAAUGGACAGGAAGUAUUAAUCCAAGGGUUGCAUGAUGGCACAACCAGAAUGGUAACUUCCAAAAAGAUGGAAAGGAUUUUUAGACGUAGCCAAGGAGAGUGGGCUGCCCAAUGCAUGGUACUAGACAAAAAUUCAAACCAAGGGGAAGCCAUUCAUGUUGAUAUUAAACCCAUUAUUAAAAAACAUAAAAAAGUGUUUGAGGAUAUCCCAAAAGGACUGCCACCCAAGAGAGGAUUUGAACACACUAUUGAACUUGAAGAAGGUGUAAAACCAGUAAUCACCACCCCUUAUCACCAUCCAAGGGGCUAUAAGGAAGAAAUUGAGAAAGCUAUCAAAGAGCUUCUAGAAAUGGGGCACAUUCAACCUAGCUCCAGUCCUUUCGCCUCCUCUGUUGUAUUGGUGAAAAAGAAGAAUGGGACCAUGCGGAUGUGCAUUGAUUAUAGAGCACUCAAUAAGAAGACUAUAAAGAACCGAUACCCUAUCCCUAGGGUGGACGAACUUAUAGAUGAAUUACAUGGAGCAGUAUACUUUUCAAAAAUAGAUUUGAGAUCGGGAUACCAUCAGAUAAGAGUGAGGAAGGAAGAUGUUCCCAAAACAGCUUUUCGAUGCCACUAUGGCCACUUUGAGUUUUUGGUCCUUCCAUUUGGCCUUACAAAUGCCCCUGCCACCUUCCAGUCAUGCAUGAAUCACAUCUUCAGGGGACAGUUGAGGAAGUUCUUGUUAGUAUUUUUUGACGAUAUAUUGAUUUACAGCAAAACUUGGGAAGCACACUUGAGGCACAUAGAUGAAAUAUUGGGCCUACUUGAACAACAUUCUCUUUUUGCCAAAAUGUCAAAAUGUGAGUUUGGGAUGGAAGAAAUUUUGUAUCUUGGUCAUAAGAUCAGCACCCAUGGAGUUAAGGUGGAUGAAGAAAAAAUUGAAGCCAUCAAAAAUUGGCCAAGGCCCUGA